This is a messenger RNA of Oryza sativa Japonica Group (Japanese rice), 1713 nucleotides long. RefSeq lists its product as uncharacterized. The record is from RefSeq and is a predicted model, not a curated record. Lineage: Eukaryota; Viridiplantae; Streptophyta; Magnoliopsida; Poales; Poaceae.
GCUAUAUUCUAGGAUAGAGGUAGUACUACCUAAACCCUAUUCUGGAAUAGAGGUAAUAACAACUGAACAAAUUUCAUUAUAUGUCACUCAAUUCGCACUCCAUUUGAGAUUUGCCAAUCAAAAUAGUGAAAUUUUGGUAGUAGUUGAGUUUUGUGAUCUGUACAUCUUGAGAUCAACUUCAGAAGUCAGAUCGGAACCAGAUAAAUCGCAACUACGCGUACAAUCAUAAAAACGCAGUGUACUGUCCUGUGUACUAGGGGAGACAUCUGAAACACACGCAUAACGCAUUGACCGCGAUCCGCUCCAAUCCGCCGCGUCGUGCGCGUCCGGACCUUCAAAUUGCCGGCGCAAUUCGCGGCGGAGCGCGGCAUUUCCGCCGGCGAUGCGGCCCUUCUCGAGGCACGCCGGCUUCUUCGCGUCACUUAAGCAGGUGGAAGACCGGCUGGCGGCGGAGCAACAGCCGCCGCCGCCGCCGCCGCCGCCGCCGAGACAGCCUGAGACGCUGCCGUUCUCGGACACCAUGACCGCGUCGCCCCUCUUCCUCGGCCCGGCGACGGACACGGCGGCGGCCGACCGCCCCGGCGGCGAGAGCAGCGGCCCCGCGGUGGACUUCCUCACGCUCUCCAAAGACGAGGAGCGGUUGCAGGAAGAACCCCGAGGCGCCGCCGGCGAGGACGACGACGAGGACAACGACGAGAUCGGGGAGGACAUCGCGCGGCUCAUGGCGCUGCUCGGCUUGUCGCCGCCACGGCGCGGCCUCGAGGGCGGCGGCGGCGACGACGACAGCGGCGGGUGCGAUUGCAGCGGCGGCGAGGGGUUCUUGGCCAAGGUCGUCGGCGUGGUCGGGCCCAAGUGCGACAAGGAGAAGAGGAGGGUGGACGGCUGGGUAGAGCAUUACUUCAGCGGCGGCGAGUGCAGGGAGCCGGCGAGGCUGGCGCACCUGCUGCUCGCCAAGGCGGCGGCGUCGUCGUCGUCGUCGUCCUGGGAGGGAGAAGGGCACCGGGGUGCUUCACCUUUUGCCUUCCCGGCCACCGUGAAGGAGUUCUUGGAUCGUGACGCCCCACCGCGCUGCACGGAGGAGUAGCAGAGGUGGUGCUUGGCCAUGGUACACUGCUGAUGAAUCUUGCAAGCUGAAUAUAUUUUUUUUUUGAAAGGAGAGCAAAAGCUUUGCCUCGUAUAUUGAUAGAGAUGGAGAAAAUACAGGGCGAUAGAAUUAUGUACAAGGUAGUCUAAAAAAGAACUAAGCCCGUAAAAGGUGAUGGUUAAGUGAUAUCUCCCAAGAUUCCGAACUCUUGAAGCCUAAAGGCUCCUGCUUUGACCCAUGCCUGACCUUCCUCUUUUAUCUUGACGAGGAUAUUCCCCUUUCAUAUUUGCCUUCUGAAGUGUCAAAACAAAAACAAUGUGGUAUUAGCAGAUGAAACGUCUUGAUAAGAUUCUCCAAGCAUUGCCUGAUGAAAUCUUGUCUACAUGCAUUUACCUGAGUUAUGGAAGGAUAUAAUGCCUGAUGAAAUCUUGGAAGGAUAUUGUUUCUCACAAGAUCCAUUGAUGGCUCUGGCUCAGCAAAAUGUACUCCCACUAUCCAAGUUGUAUGGUAAAUUGUACUAGUAUUAUGAAACGUAAGCUUCAUCUGCCAAUGUCAAAUAUGUGAUCAUUUUGUCCCAUCACUGUAAAUGUCAAUCAUUUUUUUAAGAUAAUGUUUGGGCCUGUUUGUUA